Molecule: messenger RNA, 396 nt
Organism: Symbiodinium pilosum
Lineage: Eukaryota; Dinophyceae; Suessiales; Symbiodiniaceae
Source: the annotation of a GenBank genome assembly
GCUUGGGAUCUGAGUGCCCAGUGCCGCGUGGCCUGGUCCUGCAGCGUCAGCCCUGGAGCCUGGGUGAGGCAUCUGGCCUGGUGUCCCUCCUCCAGGUGUUUGUUGGUCGGCCACUCUGAUGGCAUCUGUUGGGUGGACGGCCGUUCCGGAGCAGCCGUGGAGCAAGUGGCGUGCUUGGGCCAAGCAUAUGCGAGCGUCGGAGUUGCGGAGAAUGUGCGUAUUGUGGCGUUCGGAAAGCGGUUACUGGCGCUAGACCGGCGCCGAAUUUGUCCGGAGGACGUGGCCGAACUGGACACCUCGGCGAUAAGCCUUCAGUGCUGCAUGCAUGGGGCGCAGACAAGCAUGUUGGUAGGUACAAAGGACGGCAACGUGCAGCUCUAUGCAGUGCACGUGUAG